AUAAUUAUAUUAUAAUAUGUCCGAAAGCAGCGCCGAUGGUGACGAAAUCACUUGAAUCAGUACCGGUAUAUCCACUGUAGCAACAACAGUCGGUAUCAGUAGCUCCCUGUCUUCCGGCUCGGUGCGUGUUUGGCAGGGCCAAUAGCCUAUGCUCCUGUCCUGAUCCGACAAUGCCAAACCUGGACGCCGUUGCCGUAGCGGGUCUUCUUCGUGCUGGCGGCGAGAAUGUCCCAUUACCUCAACUUCUCGAGGACCCAGAGUUGCUGGCAGUCACGAACAAAGUGACCACGAAACUCGACGAGGAUUUCUUCCGCCGACGCCCUCACUUGUUUUCGUGUUCGCCGAUAUCAUCCGGCACUGACAGCAUCUUGUCCCUAAGCCUGCCGGAGACGAACAAUAGCUUCAAUUCUCUUGAGCAAGCCUGUGUGACCACACUGCAGCGACGCAAGGGCUUCAAGUCGGUGUUAGGGUCGCUCCUCUGCGGCAAGAGUCUGCAACAACAUGUCAGCGACAGCACAGCGGGGGAUAUUCGAAUAUCCAAGGCGUUCUUCAAGGCCCGGCCCGACAUGUUCGAGGUCAUUGAACGCGGCUCGACAGUUGAAGUACUGCUAGCACAGAAAUAUCGACAGAAGCUCGUGAGUGCCGCUAGCAGCAUGACUAGUGACCGGGAUAGUGACGGCGAGUAUGAGACUGAGGAACAGCCCGCCCAAGACCUACCCGUACCCACGCAUUGCAGCCAAGCAGCAGUGAGUGUCAAGCGCGACGAGACAGAAACGGGUGCGUCUCGCGGAACGCCAUUGGGCGACGAUGAAAUGGCUGCCGCAUGGCAAGAAGAACUAGCAGGGGCUGAUGAGUUACAUGACAACAACAAUGGUGAUGAUACGCGUGAUGACGACGAUCAUACAAACAGUAAUAAUAUCCGUGCUGCCAAUGUCACACCACAGGACAUGUCCUGGAGCUGUCAGCUUCAAAGCAGAGUGACCAGUUCAAUAGACCACCAUCAGUACCCGUCCUGUCAGCAGCCACAAGCCACUGCAGUGGAAUCGUCAGUGCAUCAGCCACACGCCACUGCAGCAGAAUCACCAGUGGAUCAGCCGCAGGCCACUGCAGCAGAAUCCUCAAUGCAUCAGCCCCAAGCCACUGCAGCUGAAUCAUCAGUGGAUCAGCUGCAAGCUACUGCAGUGGAAUCACCAGUGGAUCAGCUGCAAGCCACUCCAAUGGAAUCACCAGUGCAUCAGCCACAAGCUACUGCAGCAGAAUCACCAGUGGAUCAGCCACGAGCCACUGCAGGGGAAUCAUCAGUGGAUCAGCCACAAGCCACUGCAGCAGAAUCACCAGUGGAUCAGCCGCAAGCCACUCCAGCGGAAUCACCAGUGGAUCAGCCGCAAGCCACUCCAGCGAUAUCGUCAGUGGAUCAGCCGCAAGCCACUGCAGCGGAAUCGUCAGUGGAUCAGCCGCAAGCCACUGCAGCGGAAUCGUCGGAGUCGUCAGUGGAUCAGCCGCAAGCCUCUGCAGUGGAAUCGUCAGUGGAUCAGCCGCAAGCCACUCCAGCGGAAUCGCCAGUGGAUCAGCGGAAAGCCGCUCCAGCGGAAUCGUCAGUGGAUCAGCCGCAAGCCGCUCCAGCGGAAUCGUCAGUGGAUCAGCCGCAAGCCACUGCAGCGGAAUCGUCAGUGGAUCAGCCGCAAGCCACUGCAGCGGAAGCACCAGUGGAUCAGCCGCAAGCCACUGCAGGGGAAUCGCCAGUGGAUCAGCCGCAAGCCACUGCAGCGGAAUCGUCAGUGCAUCAGCCAAACGCCACUGCAGCCGAAUCACCAGUGGAUCAGCCGCAGGCCACUGCAGUGGAAUCGUCAGUGCAUCAGCCGCAAGCCACUGCAGCGGAAUUGUCAAUGGAUCAGCCGCAAGCUACUGCAGCGGAAUCAGCCAUGGAUCAGCCGCAAGCCACUGCAACGGAAUUGUCAGUGGAUCAGCCGCAAGGUACUGCAGGGGAAUCAUCAGUGGAUCAGGUGCAAGCUACUGCAGCGCAAUCACCAGUGGAUCAGGCGCAAGCUACUGCAGCGGAAUCACCAGUGGAUCAGGCGCAAGCUACUGCAGCGGAAUCACCAGUGGAUCAGGCGCUAGCUACUGCAGUGGAAUCACCAGUGGAUCAGCCGCAAGCUACUGCAGCGGAAUCACCAGUGGAUCAGCUGCAAGCUACUUUAGCCGAAUCACCAGUGGAUCAGGCGCAAGCUACUGCAGCAGAAUCGCCAGUGGAUCAGCCGCAAGCUACUGCAGCAGAAUCGCCAGUGGAUCAGCCGCAAGCUACUGCAGCAGAAUCACCAGUGGAUCAGCCACAAGCCACUGCAGGGGAAUCGUCAGUGGAUCAGGCGCAAGGUACUGCAGCAGAAUCACCAGUGGAUCAGGCGCAAGCUACUGCAGUGGAAUCACCAGUGGAUCAGGCGCAAGCUACUGCAGCAGAAUCACCAGUGGAUCAGCCACAAGCCACUGCAGGGGAAUCGUCAGUGGAUCAGGCGCAAGGUACUGCAGCGGAAUCACCAGUGGAUCAGGCGCAAGCUGCUGCAGUGGAAUCGUCGGAGUCGUCAGUGGAUCAGCCGCAAGCCUCUGCAGUGGAAUCGUCAGUGGAUCAGCCGCAAGCCACUCCAGCGGAAUCGCCAGUGGAUCAGCGGAAAGCCGCUCCAGCGGAAUCGUCAGUGGAUCAGCCGCAAGCCGCUCCAGCGGAAUCGUCAGUGGAUCAGCCGCAAGCCACUGCAGCGGAAUCGUCAGUGGAUCAGCCGCAAGCCACUGCAGCGGAAGCACCAGUGGAUCAGCCGCAAGCCACUGCAGGGGAAUCGCCAGUGGAUCAGCCGCAAGCCACUGCAGCGGAAUCGUCAGUGCAUCAGCCAAACGCCACUGCAGCCGAAUCACCAGUGGAUCAGCCGCAGGCCACUGCAGUGGAAUCGUCAGUGCAUCAGCCGCAAGCCACUGCAGCGGAAUUGUCAAUGGAUCAGCCGCAAGCUACUGCAGCGGAAUCAGCCAUGGAUCAGCCGCAAGCCACUGCAACGGAAUUGUCAGUGGAUCAGCCGCAAGGUACUGCAGGGGAAUCAUCAGUGGAUCAGGUGCAAGCUACUGCAGCGCAAUCACCAGUGGAUCAGGCGCAAGCUACUGCAGCGGAAUCACCAGUGGAUCAGGCGCAAGCUACUGCAGCGGAAUCACCAGUGGAUCAGGCGCUAGCUACUGCAGUGGAAUCACCAGUGGAUCAGCCGCAAGCUACUGCAGCGGAAUCACCAGUGGAUCAGCUGCAAGCUACUUUAGCCGAAUCACCAGUGGAUCAGGCGCAAGCUACUGCAGCAGAAUCGCCAGUGGAUCAGCCGCAAGCUACUGCAGCAGAAUCGCCAGUGGAUCAGCCGCAAGCUACUGCAGCAGAAUCACCAGUGGAUCAGCCACAAGCCACUGCAGGGGAAUCGUCAGUGGAUCAGGCGCAAGGUACUGCAGCGGAAUCACCAGUGGAUCAGGCGCAAGCUACUGCAGUGGAAUCACCAGUGGAUCAGGCGCAAGCUACUGCAGCAGAAUCACCAGUGGAUCAGCCACAGGCCACUGCAGGGGAAUCGUCAGUGGAUCAGGCGCAAGGUACUGCAGCGGAAUCACCAGUGGAUCAGGCGCAAGCUGCUGCAGUGGAAUCACCAGUGGAUCAGGCGCAAGCUACGGCAGCGGAAUCACCAGUGAAUCAGGCGCAAGCUACUGGAGCGGAAUCACCAGUGGAUCAGCCACAAGCCACUGCAGGGAAAUCGUCAGUGGAUCAGCCGCAAGCCACUGCAGCGGAAUCACCAGUGGAUCAGCCACAAGCCACUGCAGGGGAAUCGUCAGUGGAUCAGCUGAAAGCCACUCCAGGGGAAUCGUCAGUGGAUCAGCCGCAAGCCAUUGCAGCAGAAUCACCAGUGUAUCAGCCGCAAGCCACUGCAGGGGAAUUACCAGUGGAGCAGCCGCAAGCCACUCCAGCGGAAUCGCCAGUGGAUCAGCCGCAAGCCACUCCAGCGGAAUCGUCAGUGCAUCAGCCGCAAGCCACUGCUACGGAAUCACCAGAGAAUCAGCUACAAGCUACUGCAACGGAAUCACCAGUGGAUCCGCCACAAGCCACUGCAGGGGAAUCGCCAGUGGAUCAGCUGCAAGCCACUGCAGCGGAAUCGUCAGUGCAUCAGCCGCAAGCCACUGCAGCAGAAUUGUCAGUGGAUCAGCCGCAAGCUACUGCAGCUGAAUCACCCGUGGAUCAGCCGCAAGCCACUGCAACGGAAUUUUCAGUGGAUCAGGCGCAAGCUACUGCAGCAGAAUCACCAGUGGAUCAGCCACAAGCCACUGCAGGGGAAUCGUCAGUGGAUCAGGCGCAAGGUACUGCAGCGGAAUCACCAGUGGAUCAGGCGCAAGCUACUGCAGUGGAAUCACCAGUGGAUCAGGCGCAAGCUACUGCAGCAGAAUCACCAGUGGAUCAGCCACAAGGUACUGCAGCGGAAUCACCAGUGGAUCAGGCACAAGGUACUGCAGCGGAAUCACCAGUGGAUCAGGUGCAAGCUACUGCAGCGGAAUCACCAGUGGAUCAGGCGCAAGCUACUGCAGCGGAAUCGCCAGUGGAUCAGCCGCAAGCUACUGCAGGAGAAUCACCAGUGGAUCAGCUACAAGCCACUGCAGGGGAAUCGUCAGUGGAUCAGCCGCAAGGUACUGCAGCGGAAUUAUCAGUGGAUCAGGCACAAGCUACUGCAGCGGAAUCACCAGUGGAUCAGGCGCAAGCUACUGCAGCGGAAUUACCAGUGGAUCAGGCGCAAGCUACUGCUGCGGAAUCACCAGUGGAUCAGCCGCAAGCCACUGCAGGGAAAUCGUCAGUGGAUCAGCCGCAAGCCACUGCAGGGAAAUCACCAGUGGAUCAGUCGCAAGUCACUCCAGCGGAAUCACCAGUGGAUCAGGCACAAGCCACUGCAGGGGAAUCGUCAGUGGAUCAGCUGAAAGCCACUCCAGGGGAAUCGUCAGUAGAUCAGCCGCAAGCCACUCCAGUGGAAUCGUCAGUGUAUGAGGCGCAAGCCACUACAGCGCAAUCGUCAGUGCAUCAGCCGCAACCCACAGCAGCGGAAUCACCAGUGGAUCAGCCGCAAGCUACUGCAACGGAAACAUCAGUGGAUCAGCCGCAAGCCACUGCAGCGGCAUCGUCAGUGUAUCAGACGCAAGCCACAGCAGCAGAAUCACCAGUGGAUCAGCCGCAAGCUACUGCAACGGAUUCGCCAGUGCAUCAGGCGCAAGCCACCGCAGGGGAAUCGUCAGUGGAUCAGCCGCAAGCCACAGCAGCUGCAUCGACAGUGCAUUGGCAGCAACAAACCACAGCAGCGGGAUUGUCAGCACAGCAGCAGAAGCAGCAACGGCAGCAUUACCCAUCUGCCUCUCCACUGGGUGUCUUGCAGAACUUAAAGCAUUCCUCAGAGGAGCACGGCGUUGCAUCACGUGGCCGCGGUGCUCUCGACCACACCAAGGCACACCCGCGGCCCCCGCAUGUGCUCGGCAAGCAGCCACCGCCGCUGCUGGGCACGCAGCCUUCUCCGGGGUUGGGCCAGCCCCCUCCAAAAGGGCGGGGCACAACGCUUUCGCCGGGGUUGGGCAAGCAGCCUUCCCCGGGACUGGGCAAGCACCCCCCUCCACCGGGGCUGGGCACUCGGCCUCCCCCGGGGCUAGGCAAGCAGCCAAGUGUACCGUUGCUGGACACGCCGCCAUACGCAGCAGCAACAGCAGCAAGACCAGACGGUGGACAUACGGCGCCGCCACCGCCGCUCCACGUGAAUUCAUCGGGGGGCCAUCGGCAAGCAGGUCAGUUUGCAGCCAGCAGCCACUGUUCCAGCAAGUGGCAAACUCCUGCAGUGCUGACAUCUGUGCCAGCUACUCAGGAUACGUCGUCACUGGGUCUCAGGCAGAGCGAACCAUUGCCUUUACCACGCGAGGCUAGUAAUCAAAUGCCGCUCGACCUACCUCCAAUUGCAGAAGGAAGGAGCAUCAGGGCAGUCAGGAUUCCAACUGCGGAAUGUGAGAACACAAAGCCAGUCCAGGCUCCAACUGGUAAACGGGGCCCUGGCCCCGUCGCCCCUGUAGCCCUGACCGACGAGCAGCUGGACCAGGCCCGGAUACUGCUCUUUUACCAGUCGCCAAACCUGGCGGUAGCACUGCAACAGAAGCGGUUCGUGGGCGGCUUAACCGGGCUCCUGGCAGACUCGCUCCAAUUGGAAUGCCUGGACAGUGAGUUUGCGGAGCUGCUGCUGCGUGAGACCAACACGACUCCGUGCGUGGAGGUCGACCCCAGUGAAACUAGCCCAGGAGAAAAGUGCACUGUACGGGUCAUGGUGGGGGGCAGGUGUUAUGGUCAGUCUCAUGGCUUUUUGAUGCUAGCACGCCUUGAAGCAAUAUUAGAUGCUGCCGCUCAUCUAGCGCUGAAACACUGAUUGCAGUGCAAAUUUUAUGUGCUUUCCAGGUAGCCCAAACCCUGGGCGCUUGGUCGAGCUUACGUCAGUGUCAUCUCUCUCUCU
Sycon ciliatum is the source of this 6527-nucleotide messenger RNA. Its product is annotated as microtubule-associated protein futsch-like. The record is from RefSeq and is a predicted model, not a curated record. The transcript has a single exon. Bases 171 to 6443 code for a protein of 2090 amino acids. NCBI's taxonomy places the organism in Eukaryota, Metazoa, Porifera, Calcarea, Leucosolenida, Sycettidae.